ACACGCAGAGAACACUGAAAAGAAGAGCUUCAGCUUCAUGAAAAUCUAACCACCCAUGACCCACCUAUAUAUAUAUAUAUAUAUCCACUGCUGAUAGCAAAACUCAUCUAAAAGCAGCUCCAUUUCUGUGAUAAUUCCAUUUUCUUCCCAAAAUCCUUCUUUUGAUCUCAAUUAUAUCACCAUCCAUGGAUUCAGAUUCUCAGAACAAGAAGGAGCACCCCAUACCCUCUUCCUCUGAUCUCUUCUCCAGUGCUAAGCUGUUGGCUGAGGCGGCGCAAACCAGCUUAAGCGACGGAUAUGACAAGGUUGACAAGUCCAAAGUAGCCGGAGCAGCCUCUGACAUACUCGACGCUGCCUCACGCUACGGUAAGUUUGAGGACAAGGCUUUCGGUGGGUAUGUUGAGAAGGCUAACAGUUAUCUGCACCAGUACGAGUCUUCCAAUCCCACCACCACCAAACCCGGUUCUAAACUGCCAACCACCACCACCACCACCACCACCGACGCAGCCGACAAGACUUCUAAGUCGGAGGAGGAUGGUGGUGAUAAAUCUGGAGGUGGGUAUGGGGGCUAUGUCAAGAUGGCUGAAGGUUUCUUGAAACCCGGUUCUAAACCGCCAACCACCACCACCGACGCCGCCGAUAAGACUUCUAAGUCGGAGGAGGAUGGUGGUGAUAAAUCCGGAGGUGGGUAUGGCAACUAUGUCAAGAUGGCUGAAGGUUUCUUCAAGUAG
This is a messenger RNA of Ilex paraguariensis (yerba mate), 731 nucleotides long. The record is from the annotation of a GenBank genome assembly. NCBI's taxonomy places the organism in Eukaryota, Viridiplantae, Streptophyta, Magnoliopsida, Aquifoliales, Aquifoliaceae.